AUGAUUUCAAUCUCUGAUAACAAAGUUCCGGUAAAACGGGUGCCAAAUUUUUCAGUUGCUGAAAAAACGCACUUGAUGCGUUUAAUUGCCAGUAAAUAUGUAUCUGUAUUGGAAGACAAAAAAACCGACAGGACUUCUUCCAUCCAAAAAAACAAGGCCUGGCAGUUGAUCGAGAACGAAUUUAAUUCGUCAUCCAGCAGCGGUGUAUAUAGAAAUGCAGCCUGUUUACAAAAGUGCUAUUCAAACAAACAAAAAGAAUUAAGAAAAUCCCUAGCCGAAGAAAGGAAAGAAAUUCUGUUAACAGGAGGUGGACCUCCUCCAAAAAUUAAAAAGGAUGAAUCGGACCAAAUUCUUGAAUCCAUUAUGAACAAAAAAACAUUGCUGGGGUUUACAUGUCAAUUUGAUGAUGAUGCUGAUAUUUCACCUAUUAUUAAAUUAGGUAAGCAAGAGAAUGUUAUUGAGUUUGUCAUCGAGGAAGAUGGUGUUCUAGAACCAACAGUAUCAUUAGAGAAGACUGCUAUUAUAACCGAGACCUUGAGUAGUAACUAUGACCAUGUAGCAAUAAAACAAAUAAGACAAGCAAGUCAAGUAGAGUUGAAUAAUUUAAAAAAAAAGAACUCAUGUUGCAAAAAGAUACACAGAUUGAUGGCUGUGAAGAAAAUACCUGGAAAAAAUAUACCCCAGUACAACUACAAACUCCUAUCAGCUUCUAGCACCAGCCUGACACCCAAGAAUCGUCCAAGUCGAAGACGACCAACUACAAUUAUUAAGCCAAUGAUAUCAUCUGAUGUGGGUAAGAAAUAUGAUCUCCUACUGGACAGAAGAUUACAGCUAAUUGACUGCCAACUUAAACAUACGGAAGCUGAAAAUGCCCUUGUUAUGAAAAAGCACAAGCUAGAAAUCGAAAUCCUAGAGAUUGAGUUGGCAAACAAAAAACAGCAACGUUUUAAAACCACUUUCCAGAAUAAUGACUUUUAAACUUGAAUUCAAUUUAUUCAAAAUACAAUACCAGUGUAACAUUCCAAAAUAUACUUACCUAAUUCUCUUAUCGGCAGAAAAUCACAAAUUUGCCUUUUAUGUAUUUAGGAAAUUUUCUGAACAAUAUAUUUUUUAAAUAAUAAAUGAG
Molecule: messenger RNA, 1126 nt
Organism: Ceutorhynchus assimilis (cabbage seed weevil)
Lineage: Eukaryota; Metazoa; Arthropoda; Insecta; Coleoptera; Curculionidae
Source: the annotation of a GenBank genome assembly